Messenger RNA from Manihot esculenta (cassava), 1333 nucleotides. RefSeq names its product UDP-N-acetylglucosamine transferase subunit ALG14. The transcript is spliced from 6 exons. NCBI's taxonomy places the organism in Eukaryota, Viridiplantae, Streptophyta, Magnoliopsida, Malpighiales, Euphorbiaceae. Gene Ontology annotation, biological process: dolichol-linked oligosaccharide biosynthetic process. The coding region runs from base 93 to 953 and encodes 286 amino acids. Gene Ontology annotation, cellular component: UDP-N-acetylglucosamine transferase complex. The record is from RefSeq and is a predicted model, not a curated record.
AAAAAAAAAAAUCAGUUUCUUCCAUUUUUUCGGUUCGGUUUGUCCAUUGAGUGUGAGUUACGGCGCCGUUCGCCUAUUCUCCCACCCCUUCGAUGCCAUGUGAGCGAAGCAAAUUUCCACUUCCCCCCAUCUGUUCUUCCCACCGGGCGCCAUCCACUACCUCCCGUUCAUUGCUCGCUCUUCCCCGUCGGUUAUUACCGCCUGGCGCCUGCUACACCUGGUUCUCACUAUCUCUCCAUUUUAUUGCAUACUCAUACAUGUCAGCAAUGGAGAGCAAAGAUGAAAAUUGCUUCUUCAUUUCUAUGGUCAUCAGCAUUGGCCUCAUUUUUAUUGCGAUUGUUCGUGUUAUCUAUGUGAUUUAUCAAACUGGCAAACCCUUGCGCCCAAAAUCUCCAAAGCCAAUGAGUACUUUGAUUGUUUUGGGUUCAGGGGGACACACCGCAGAGAUGAUUAAUGUCUUAUCCACAUUGCAGAAGGAUAGGUUUAUGCCUAGAUUUUAUAUUGCAGCUGCUACUGAUAAUAUGAGUCUGCAAAAAGCUCGUGUCUUGGAGGACUCAUUAGUUGAUACACAGAAUGGGGGCAAGGUGAUCCCUGCAAAGUUCAUGCAGAUCUACAGAAGCAGGGAAGUUGGUCAGUCAUAUAUAACCUCCAUUGGGACAACUUUAAUAGCUAUUGCCCAUGCUUUGUGGCUGAUGAUUAAAAUAAGACCUCAAGUGAUCCUUUGCAAUGGUCCUGGGACUUGUGUUCCUCUGUGUGUCAUUGCAUUUUUGUUCAAGGUAAUAGGGAUUAGGUGGUCAUCUAUUUUUUAUGUUGAGAGUAUAGCAAGAGUGAAAAGGCUUUCUUUAAGUGGUUUGCUUCUCUACAAGUUGCACAUAGCUGAUCAAUUUUAUGUGCAAUGGCCACAACUACAAAGAAAAUAUCCUCGAGCUCUUUAUGUUGGUUGUCUCAUGUAGUUGAUCAGGUUCACAUACUCACUAGAAACUCCAACUCUCCAUGUUCUCAGUCUAAUUUGCAAUUUAGACCUUUUACUUUUUGCUGGUGUUCUACUUCUUGGUCCCAACUUCAGUUACGUGUGAGAAGUGGAGAUGCAUAUGUGCACUGUGGAUGCCAGGAGAUGAAGAGAAAUAGAUGAGAGAGAUUUAACUGUCAUAAAGUUCUUAUCGCUUAAAUUUGUGCUUUACCUGAUUGCAUUGAAUUCUAACUAUAUGUAUUUUAUUUGGCAUAGUUAUGAAUUUGAAUAUACCUUUGAGGUUGGUUCUACAACCUGAUGUAUGCAAAAUUUUAUCAACAAACUUGAUUUUAUAAAUUUAUAGAUUAAUUGCCUUGUCUAGCA